AUGAAAGUUAAGCCUUAUCAAAUAAAUUGGCAUGAACAACAAGCAAUUUACUCUGCACAUUUUCAACCAGGCAAUACUGGUAGACUUGUAACAGGCGGUGGUGAUUAUAAUGUUAGGAUAUGGCAACUUAUUAAGAAAGAGAAUGAUUUACCUAAAGUUAUUUACAUGUCAACUUUAAAAAGACAUACUGGUACAGUUAAUGUAGUUCGUUUUUCACCAAAAGGUGAUAUUUUAGCAACAGCUGGUGAUGAUGGAUUUAUUAUACUUUGGAAACUUGAUGGACUGAAGGAAAUCAAUAAUAAAAAAUUAUUAAAUUUAGAAUCUGAUGAUAGUGAUUCUGAUCACGAACAAAACUUUCAUAAACCAAUAGCUAUACUCAGAGGCUCACUUGCUGAAAUAUAUGAUCUUUCAUGGUCACCAAAUGGUGAUUAUAUUGUUUCAGGUUCUAUGGAUAAUACUGCCAGGGUAUGGAAUGUAAAAGAAGCAAAGUGUGUUUAUAUUUUUAUUGAACAUCAGCUUAAUGUUCAAGGAGUAGCAUGGGAUCCACUUGGAGAGUUUAUUGCCACACAAGGAAAUGAUAGGUAA
This is a messenger RNA of Entrophospora candida, 585 nucleotides long. The record is from the annotation of a GenBank genome assembly. NCBI's taxonomy places the organism in Eukaryota, Fungi, Glomeromycota, Glomeromycetes, Entrophosporales, Entrophosporaceae.